ACUGUCUCUGAAAGGGAUUUCCUAUGACCUGGUGCCAGUGAACCUCCUGAAGGACGGGGGGCAGCAGUUGCUUUCAGCCAGUAUUCCCUGGCAUGCAAGACAGAGGGAAGAGAUGACUGCAGGAGACUAAAGGUUGUUUCUUCAAACACGUGACUGGAUUUCAUAAGGCUGAAGAUCUUUUGCUCCUGCUUAGCAUGAUACAACUGAACAUAUCUGGCACACAGAUUUCAGAGAAGCUGCACUGCAAUUUAAACGCAGACUCGACCUCAUUCAGUUAGCACCAGAAAGCGUGUGUGUCCAAAAGAUGCUAAAUGAUGUAACAAGGGGCCACAAAGGGCUUGCAAAACAAAGGAGUGGGAUGCCAGAAGAGAUCUUCACUGAGAACUUACUCAUAGCAGGGAGUUGUGCACCCAGUAGUACCAUCAUCUAGAUGUGCCAAUAUGGGCUAAAACAGAGUUGGAGAGCUAUAACAGUAACAGUGACACUCCUGCAGCACCACCCAUCCUGGGCUUUGUAUUGGUGGUUUGUCAAGAGUUUUCUGCAGAAUUCAAGGCAGUGAAUCCAAUGCAGCAAGUCCCAGCUUUGAAAAUUGAUGGCAUCACCCUCUCUCAGUCGCUAGCUAUAAUUCAUUACCUAGAAGACACUCAUCCUAACCCCAGGCUCCUGCCCCAAGAUCUGAAGAAAAGAGCCCAAGUCAGAAUGAUUGCUGAUCACAUUGUCUCUGGCAUUCAGCCACUCCAGAACCUGAGCAUCCUGAAACAAAUGGGGGAGAAAAAAAUGGAAUGGGCUCAGAACUGCAUUGCAUCUGGCUUUCAAGCACUGGAGCAGCUUCUGCACCACACUGCUGGGCGCUACUGUGUGGGGGAUGAAGUUUCCAUGGCUGAUCUGUGCUUGGUGCCUCAAGUUUUCAAUGCUGAAAGAUUCAAAGUGGACAUGGGUCCAUAUCCCACAAUAACCAGAAUAAACAAAGCUCUUCUGGAGUUAGAGGCAUUCAAAGUAAGCCACCCAUCCCGGCAGCCAGAUACUCCUGCAGAGCUGCAAGUCUGAAGCCCUUCUACUCACUAAACCAAGUAAGCUGGAGCGUCAAAGAGGACAACAGUUACAGCUUCAGUAGGACUUCAGUGCCAGUCCAAAGCCCUAGUAUUAUGGUCUCAAUUUCAUCUGUGUGGGAGGAAAGAGAACCUGGAAGUAGCCUGGAUGACUUAUAGGACCUAUGCCUCUGCUGGAAAGCUUGCAGCUACUUCUGACUAUGUUUUUUGUAUCUGAUUUAUCUCUCUGGAGCAGAUUAAAGCAGAAACAUCCAUAA
This is a messenger RNA of Athene cunicularia (burrowing owl), 1306 nucleotides long. RefSeq names its product glutathione S-transferase zeta 1 (gene GSTZ1). NCBI's taxonomy places the organism in Eukaryota, Metazoa, Chordata, Aves, Strigiformes, Strigidae. The record is from RefSeq and is a predicted model, not a curated record. Gene Ontology annotation, molecular function: glutathione transferase activity; maleylacetoacetate isomerase activity. Gene Ontology annotation, cellular component: cytoplasm; mitochondrion. The transcript has 8 exons. The coding region runs from base 565 to 1047 and encodes 160 amino acids. Gene Ontology annotation, biological process: glutathione metabolic process; L-phenylalanine catabolic process.